AUGUCGCUUGGAAGCCCAGCCGUGCCCUGGCUCAUCUGGCGUUGCAGUCACAUUCAACACUCCUGUCUCGAGGCCGCAGUGAACCUAGGCUCUUUCCUUCUUUUCUCACUCACGAAACUAGGAUCGGAAUUGAAAACCAGCACGGAAUUAUGGAGUGUUUGGUCCGAGCUGAGCUAUUUGGGCUGGAGAUGUCUCUGUCUUCACCUCUCCUACUCCGGCGUUACUGGGUCAAUCACCUACUGGGGUUUCGACUGGACAUAUUUCCUUCUCUUUCCAUUCUUUCUGUCCCUAUUCUGGGAGAAAGAGCAACAAGCAGAUGCCUGGGUUGUCAUAUGGUUCGCAGCGCAGAGCAAUCCUUGGCUCUGGAAGACAGGCGCAACUUACGCUAAAGUAGAAGAGGCCACGCCAGACCUGAUUCGAAGUGACCUCGUCCUCUGA
Molecule: messenger RNA, 438 nt
Organism: Colletotrichum lupini
Lineage: Eukaryota; Fungi; Ascomycota; Sordariomycetes; Glomerellales; Glomerellaceae
Exons: 2
Coding region: 1-438 (145 amino acids)
Source: RefSeq, a predicted model, not a curated record